AUGGCGAUUGUUUCAUCAAUGACCAGAUCUUUGGCCCUCCUGGCACUAACUUUCGCGGGUCCAAUACUCGCACUACCGGUUGCUGCUCCAUCUGGAGGUGAAAACGGACAAUAUGAUCGACCUGCAAAUGAGGGAGCGUAUAGUCGUCCUCCAAAUGAAGGAGCAUACACUUGGCAAGCAGCACCAUCGUCGUCGAUCAUCGGAACUCCCGCCGCGCCAUCAGUCAACCCCGAUAUUCCGGUACCAAAUCCGAAUCAAGAACCUAUUGGGGGUGGUAGUCCAACACCUGCCAAUCCUACCCCUACGGCAACCAUUACUGCCACCUCAACUGGAGUUGUACCUUCUCCACCACCAGGCGGGGAAGGAAAACCCGCCGGAUCAAGCACAUCAGAAUCCGGAUCAAAAGAAACCCCAUCUACCGGUGGAGGUGGAGGUUCAGGCGGAGCCGCAAAGCAGGGUAAAGGCACAAUGUUCAAAGGCGACGGCUCCGUCGAAUCCGGCUGGCCAUCCGAGAAAGAAUGGCUCUCCUUCGACGACCUCUGGAAGAACAACCAAUACGCCCUCACCAAGGGCUGCCAACCUAACACUGUCAGUCCCGGCGCAACUGUCAUCCAAAACAAGCCCAAAGAAAUUGAGGACAUCAAAUCCGCCAUCAAAUCCGUCUCCCAAGAAACCGGCGUCGACGACCGAUACAUCCUCGUCGCCAUCCUCCAAGAGUCCAACGGUUGCGUUCGCGUCAAGGGCACUGUCUCCCCCGGCGUCCCCGUCAAGAACCCAGGUAUCAUGCAGUCCCACGAGGGCGAGAACUCCUGCGCUGAUGUCGGCGAGGCGGACUGUCCUACCGAUAAGAUCAAGGGUAUGGUUAUGGACGGUACGGCUGGAACUAAGGCCGGCGAUGGGCUCAAACAGCUUAUGAGCAAGGCGAAGGAGUUGCAUAAGGCCACUGAGAUGAGCAUGCAGGCGUAUGUUGCGAUGAGACUUUAUAACUCUGGCGAGAAUUCGCUGGUGGAGAGUAAUGAUUUGAGUGUGGGUGGGGCUACUAGCAGUUAUUCUUCGGAUAUUGCGAACAGACUCAUUGGAUAUGUCUUCUAG
Molecule: messenger RNA, 1092 nt
Organism: Glarea lozoyensis ATCC 20868
Lineage: Eukaryota; Fungi; Ascomycota; Leotiomycetes; Helotiales; Helotiaceae
Exons: 1
Coding region: 1-1092 (363 amino acids)
Source: RefSeq, a predicted model, not a curated record